Messenger RNA from Centropristis striata (black sea bass), 1536 nucleotides. RefSeq names its product potassium voltage-gated channel subfamily G member 4-like. NCBI's taxonomy places the organism in Eukaryota, Metazoa, Chordata, Actinopteri, Perciformes, Serranidae. Gene Ontology annotation, cellular component: voltage-gated potassium channel complex; membrane. The record is from RefSeq and is a predicted model, not a curated record. Gene Ontology annotation, biological process: potassium ion transmembrane transport; protein homooligomerization. The transcript has 3 exons. Gene Ontology annotation, molecular function: delayed rectifier potassium channel activity. The coding region runs from base 1 to 1536 and encodes 511 amino acids.
AUGACCAUCCUCGGUGCUGGCUUUGAUGAUCAGUCCUCCAGUAGUGGAGACAGUUACCAACAUGUCUUGACAGAAACAGAGACUGCCACAGUCAAAGGCUUGUACUUUCAGCGUGCUCAGCUGCUCUGUGGGCCAGCAGCAUCACGGCGCUACCUCGAUCCCUCCCGACAAGCCCUCAUCAACGUUGGGGGCAUUCGAUAUGCCUUCCCCUGGAGCACCUUGGAGGACUUUCCCCAGAGCCGCCUAAGUCGUUUACGUUUCUGCACCACCCUGAGGGAGAUAGCAGAGUUUUGUGAUGACUAUGAUGAGAUGCAACAUGAAUUCUUCUUUGACCGUGACCCUUUAGCCUUUCGGGCCAUCGUCAACUUCUUGGCUAAAGGGAAGUUACGUAUGCUACAGGAGGUCUGCAAUGUGGCUUUGCAUGGUGAGCUGCUGUACUGGGGCAUUGAUAUCGGACAGAUGGAGCCCUGCUGCCGCCACAGGGUGAUCUGCUCUGUUGAGGAGGUGGCCGAGCACCAGCGCAAGGAGGACGAGUGGCGGCAGAAAAGGAGGAUGCUGAGGGGCUCUGUAGCAGAGGGCAGCCUGUUCCACAUGCUGGGAGAAGCAGUUGAGAACCCUCAUUCAGGUUUAGCAGGGAAAGUGUUUGCCUUCCUGUCUGUUAUCAUGGUGGUGGUCACUGUGGUCAGUCUAUGUAUGAGCUCCAUGUCAGACCAACAACAGGAAGAAGCCAUGGGAAAAUGCUCCCAAAAGUGCCGGAACUUGUUUGUGGUGGAGUCUGUUUGUGUUGCUUGGUUCUCCUUUGAGUUUCUUGUGCGAUUUUUCCACGCACAGAGCAAACUGGAGUUUGCCCGUGGGCCUUUGAACAUAAUUGAUGCUGCUGUCAUCCUGCCCUAUUAUUUCUCACUGCUUAUGGAUCUCAAUGAUGAAUCCUUUAAGGAUAUUGGGGCCGGUGCAGGAAAGAGCACCCUGGAUAAACUGGGUCUAAUCCUGCGUGUGUUGAGGGCCCUGCGUAUCCUGUAUGUGAUGAGGCUGGCCCGCCACUCUCUGGGUCUGCAGACUUUGGGCCUGACUAUCCAGCGGAGUGUGACAGACUUCGGCCUACUGCUGCUCUUCAUGUGUGUUGCUGUGACUCUUUUCUCCCCACUAGUGCACCUAGCUGAGAGUGAGCUGGCUCCCAAUGCUGCAAGGUCCCCUCAGCUCAGCUUCUCCAGCAUUCCAGCAUCAUACUGGUGGUCCAUCAUCUCAGUGACCACAGUGGGGUAUGGUGACAUGGUGCCACACAGCAUCCCCGGCCAACUGGCAGCGCUGUUUAGCAUCUUAUCAGGGAUCCUUAUUUUGGCUUUCCCUUCCACAUCUAUUUUCCACACGUUCUACCGAACCUACCGUGAGCUCAAGGAGGACCAUGAGAGGCUGUGGAAGGAGGAGAGGGGGGCUGAGCUUGCCACUGAGGCUGAGGAAAGCAUGAAAGAAAGAGAAACUUGGCCCGAUAACUGGAAUCACAUUUCACAGUCAGCUGUGUCCGCUUUUGUCCACUAG